GCCCGGUGCUGCCCCGACACAGGUGUCUGUGCUCCCGCCUGCCUGCCCUGCAGCUCGGCCCUGGCUUGUUGAGCGCCAUCGGAGCGCGGGGAGUGUCUGUGCAGACCGUGAUAGCUGUCACGGCAGGACGUGCUGAGGCCUGCCCUGGAACAGCCCCGCCUUCAGCAUAGCGAUGAUUAGCUGAGAUUAGCGUCCCUCUGCUCCCGCAGCCGGGACUUACAGCGAGCAGCCUGGCUGUGGGGCACCGGGGAGCUGCGAGCGUCAGAGCCUGGAAAAUGAAGCUGAAGGAAAUUGAGCGAACAGCUGUCCAGGCAUGGAGCCCAGCAAACCACCACCCCAUUUAUCUAGCAACAGGAACAUCUGCCCAGCAGCUGGAUGCAUCCUUCAGUACAAAUGCCACUUUGGAAAUAUUUGAGGUUGACUUCAGGGAUCCCUCCCUAGACAUGAAGCAGAAAGGAACACUUACUGCCUCAAACAGGUUUCAUAAGCUGGUUUGGGGUAACUUUGGAAAUGGGUCCCCAGAGCCCUCUGGUGUGAUCAUUGGUGGAGGGGAUAAUGGUGUGCUGACAAUGUACAGUGCACACCACAUUCUGACUUCAAAGAGUGAACCUGUGAUUGGGCAGACAGAAAAGCAUUCGGGUCCUGUUCGAGCCCUUGACUUCAACCCUUUCCAGAGUAACCUCUUGGCUUCUGGAGCCAAUGAUUCUGAAAUUUUCAUCUGGGACUUGAAUAACUUCAGUGUGCCUAUGACUCCAGGGACAAAAUCACAGCCUCAUGAAGACAUCAGUGUGGUCUCCUGGAAUCGUCAGGUGCAGCACAUCCUCUCCUCCGCUCACCCCAGUGGCAAGGCUGUGGUUUGGGACCUCAGGAAGAAUGAGCCUAUCAUCAAAGUCAGUGACCACAGCAACAGGAUGCAUUGCUCAGGAAUGGCCUGGCAUCCAGAAGUUGCAACCCAACUAGUGCUUUCCUCUGAGGAUGACCGCCUGCCAGUGAUCCAAAUAUGGGACUUACGCUUUGCUACCUCUCCUUUGAGCCAGCUGGAAAAGCACACGAGGGGAGUUCUCUCUCUCUCUUGGUGCCAGGCUGACCCUGAGCUGCUGUUGAGUAGCGCCAAAGACAAUCGGAUCUUGUGCUGGAACCCAAGUGUGGGAGAGGUGGUCUAUGAGUUGCCCAUUCGGAGCCAAUGGUGCUUUGAUGUCCAGUGGUGUCCCAGGAAUCCCUCAGUCUUCUCUGCUGCCACUUUUGAUGGGUGGAUCAACAUUUAUUCUGUUAUGGGUGGGAACUUAGAAGCUCAGCAGAAGACACAGGCUGACAAGAUCUCUUCCUCCUUCAACAGCCUCCUGGAUCCCUUUGGCACAGGACAGAUCCUUCCUCCUCUGCAGGUGCCAGAGCAAGUAGCUCAGACCACCUCAAUCCCUCCACUGAAAAAGCCACCCAAGUGGAUUCGCAGACCUGUGGGAGUUUCAUUUGCAUUUGGAGGGAAACUUAUUUCCUUUGGUCUUGCCAAAGCUGGACAGCAAAUGCAGCAAGCUCACCCACACCAGGUAUUCAUCAGCCAAGUCACUACUGAAACUGAAUUCCUGCUCCGAUCCAGAGAACUGCAGAUGGCUUUGCAGUCAGGGAACCUCCUGGACUACUGCCAGGGCAAGAUCCAGACAGCCAAGUUGCCAUUUGAUGAGAACCUUUGGAACUUCUUGAAGGUGAAUCUGGAGCAGGAUUCCAGGACUAAGCUCCUCAGGCUGCUGGGCUACAGUAAAGAGGAACUGCAAAAAAAGAUUGCUUCAUGUUUGAGUAAUGGGAUCCCAGAUAAACAGCCACUUCCUGAGGCAGAUGAGACAAGUGCUGCACAGGCAGAUCAGCUUUUGAUAAAUUCCAGUGAUGAUGGAGCUGCUGUUUCCACCUCUUCAACCUUUUUUGACAGCCUUAUCCCUCAGAAUAUGAGCACAUUGGAGAUUCCUGUCACAGAAGAUACAGAUGGACUGAUCAGCCAGGCCCUCCUCUUGGGGAACUUUGAGGGUGCAGUGGAGCUGUGCAUGAGGGCAGAGCGCUUUGCAGAUGCCAUCAUCUUGGCUAUAGCUGGGGGAGAGAAUCUCCUCAAGGAGACCCAGAAACGCUACUUUGCCAAGCGUCAGACAAAACUCUCCCUGCUGCUUUCCUCCAUUGUGCAGCAGAACUGGCAAGAUAUUGUUCGCACGUGUGAUCUACAGAGCUGGAAGGAGGCUCUGGCCAUCUUGCUGACAUACUCAAAGCAUGAGGACUAUACCCAGCUCUGUGACAUGCUGGGUGCCCGCCUAGAGUCAGAGGGAGAUGCAGCCCUGUGCAGUGAUGCCUGCCUCUGCUACAUCUCAUCAGGCAAUGUGGAGAGGUUGGUGGAGUGCUGGGUAAAAAACCAUGAGACUUCGUCACCCCUUGCCCUGCAGGUACAGGAUCUCAUAGAGAAGGUGAUGGUGCUGAGUAGGUCCGUUGAGAUGCUUCAAGGCACAGCAGGACCAGCACCAGGCCCUGUCUUGGCAGAACAAAUCACACAAUAUGCCAGUCUCCUGGCAUCACAAGGAUGCUUGGCAGCUGCAAUGUCCUACCUACCCAGCAGCUCUAAAGAGCUCCCAAUGGAACAGCUCCGAGACCGCCUUUUCCAUGCUCAAGGAGAGAACGUUGGUGAUCAGCAGCCACCUCCUUUUCCUUACACUCGUGUCAAUGUGGGUGUCAUUAAGCACACAUCUCCAGCAGCCAAGGGUGGAUGUGCUCCUGAAAGAACAGCUCACAAAACAGGUCCCAGACAUCCAGAGAAGCCCAACUAUCAGUCACCCUUUGCCCCUUCAGCACCUCCUCAGUCUUCAGUGCCUUCCCUCUUCACACCUCAGCCAGUGCCAGCCAUGUCUGGAACACCUCACCACGUUGCCUCUCCCCAGGCAGCCACAGGUCCACAAACAGGUGUCUAUUCCAGAGGGCCACCAUACCCACAGUACAACUUGGGCUUGGCUCCAGCAACCAUUGCAGGGCCAGCUGUGUCACAGUCUCAGCCAUUUGGACCAGUGGGACUUGGGCCUGUUGGUGCUGCUCCCUUCCCCAGCCAGCCUUCUCUGCCAGGACAGUCCAUGCCUGUAACAUCUCCCAGUGUUCAACCACCCAAACCUGCCCUCUUCAAUCCAGCCUCAGUCCCAUCUUCUCAGCCUCCUGCAGCUUGUCCUCUCCCUAUGGGAAGCCAGCCUCCUAUGGGUUUCACUUUACCUUUCAACUCCCCCAUGAACAUAGGUUACCCUCAGGGGGGUCCUGGAGCUCCAUCUACUCAACCCCUGCCAGCAGCCAGCAUUCCUCCUCCUCCCACAGCUCAGGAAUCUUGGACUGAUCCUUCUGCUGUGAGAGGAGGCCUUCAAAAGAAAAAGUUGCCUGAGAAAUUUACUUCUCCUGCCCCCAUCACAGCUCCAGUAAUGAGCCUGCCUGCUGAGCCCCAAGGAAUCAAUCCUCAGCUGUCCAGGUUGCAAGAAUCUGGCCAGUCGCCCCCAGGAGCACCCAAGGAAGGCAGCCUGCAGUAUCACCAGCUACCCGUGGAGAGGGUCAAGAAGAAGGAGGUGCCCCCUGAGCACCAGCCUCUGAAGAUCACAUAUGAAGGGCUGGUGCAGCGCUGCUCUGCUGUCGCCACUGAUCCAAAAACCCGGAGGAAGCUGGAGGAUGCGCUGCAGCGGCUGGACUGCUUGUACGAGAAGCUCCGUGAGCAGACGCUCUCUCCAACCAUCCUCAUGGGUCUCCAUGAAAUUGCCCACUGCAUUGAGGCUAGGAACUACCAGCAGGGUCUCCUGGUUCACACACAAGUGGUGAGCAGCAGCAGUUUCAGUGAGGUGUCUGGUUUCAUGCCCAUCCUGAAAGUCCUCAUGACCAUUGCUGGCAAGCUGAAUGUGUAAAGUGUGGAGCAGCUGGAACAGAGCACACUGGGAGCUGGUGGACACCUUCAUCUGUUGAUGUGCUGCAGGUUGUGGACUACUCCUCUGACUCAGGAGAACAAAGUCUGUGCCAGUGCCUGGAACUGUGCUGGGCCAGAGUGCCUGGCCCAAUCUGCUCUCCAGACAGCCAGUCAGGGCCUGGGACUCCUGGGGACUCCUCUUUAUCUCUCUUCUUUCUCACUAGGCUGAGGCUUCUUCCCAGACCAGGGAUCUCAGUUUCAGGCUGUCCAGGUUGCAAAGAUCGCUGCUUUCUAUUUUUAGGAGACAAAGUAGCAGGAGACUAGCAGAAGAGCCUCAAGCUCUAUUCCCUGCUGUGGUUUAAACUGCCUGGGUGAAAGCUGGGCUGCCUCAGGACUUGAGCUGGAGUGUCCCUGUUCUGUUGGGCUGCCAUGAAGAUCUCUUCUCUGGUUCCUCCUUUCUCUUCAUUCUCAUCCUUGACUCACCCUCUCACCCAUCUGCACCCAUAUCCUGCUACAGCUAGGGCUACCUAGUUGCUCUGGGCUAACUUUGGUUCUUUAUUCUUUGCCCAGCCCUUUCUUUUCAUAGUUGAGUCUCCUGUUUACCCUGUAUCCCACCUCCAUUGCAUCUUUUCUUCCAUAAGCUGCAGGCUUGAGCCCUUUAAGUUUCAGGCUGAUUCCCCCUUCCAGCUCCUGGGACUCUUCCAUGUGGGAAUGGUAGCAGGUUGUACUGCUCGUGCUCCUCCCUGAGCCAGCUGCAUCCUGUGUUUGGGCCAAAAGCCUUACUCUCUGGAUUUUGGCUUUUUCUAUUUCUUUUAUGUUAGCACAGCUGGCCUUUUGCCCGCUGGUGUUAUCUAAAGGUUUCCUACACUGGGCUUUUUAGACAGUCUGUGGGCUUUAAGAGCAGAAGGUCAGGUCCCAUAAAGAGUCCUUUCAAGCUACUCUUGAGAGGAGUACCCAGACUUGAGCAGCACUUUUUCAGGUAUGGUGCAUUCAUUCUGCCGACACUGACAUAGGUGCAGAGGUGGGUCCCAAAGGCCCCUUGACUCUGUGGUGACAGGAACAUGCUGCAGGAGGUGGUGCUGCCAGGUCCCAAAUAUACGGCUGUGCUGAGGCUUUGCAUCACUGUGGCAUUCCCUCUGGGUUAAAAUUGGUGAAUGAAGCAUAUCUGUCCUGGAAAGAAGUCUAGGAAGGCUGAUGGGAUUUUAAGGCAUCUGUGUGUGUGUGUCUUUCUUCUCUCUCACCCUCUUUCAUGCUAACCAAGCAGUGUCAUUCUUGGGCCCUAGCUGGGUGGAAGGCUUCCCCUGCUUCCUCUGCUUGCUGCUUGGGUGAUAAAUGCCAUCGUGGGCUGGUGGUUCAGCAACUUAAUGAAUGAGCCUGCUCCACCAUGAGGCUUAGGAGGGAGCAGAAUCCGAGCAGGGAGGGAGAGGACGUUGUUCUCUGCUUCCCAGGUCAAAGUGCCUCCUUGUUGCUGCUGUGUUGUUUCUAUUGCUGCAGUUUGAUGCACUGAGAGAUUACAGAACAGUGAAAUAAAAGCUGUGUUUUGU
This is a messenger RNA of Calypte anna (Anna's hummingbird), 5442 nucleotides long. RefSeq names its product SEC31 homolog B, COPII coat complex component (gene SEC31B). Gene Ontology annotation, cellular component: COPII vesicle coat; endoplasmic reticulum exit site. The record is from RefSeq and is a predicted model, not a curated record. Gene Ontology annotation, molecular function: protein binding; structural molecule activity. Gene Ontology annotation, biological process: endoplasmic reticulum organization; endoplasmic reticulum to Golgi vesicle-mediated transport; intracellular protein transport. The coding region runs from base 276 to 3899 and encodes 1207 amino acids. Lineage: Eukaryota; Metazoa; Chordata; Aves; Apodiformes; Trochilidae. The transcript has 26 exons.